AUGGACCACCUGACGGAAGAGCAAACUUUCAACCAGGUGACCAUGGAAUGGGACGGCUACAGUUGGACAACUUCACCAUCGACCGAGGUGAGCAUGAGCAUAGCAGACGUCCUGGGAAGCCACGUUAUGCAAACCAAACUGCUAGAGGCAGCACUUUCAACAUCAUCGAAAAUCGGUGACUUGAGGGCGUCGCUGACAGCUGCUAAUGAUGAGCUGUCUGCCAGUGCCACGAUGGAGUCUGCGGCCCGAUUUGUGUGA
Symbiodinium sp. CCMP2592 is the source of this 258-nucleotide messenger RNA. The record is from the annotation of a GenBank genome assembly. NCBI's taxonomy places the organism in Eukaryota, Dinophyceae, Suessiales, Symbiodiniaceae.